Zymoseptoria tritici IPO323 is the source of this 556-nucleotide messenger RNA. RefSeq lists its product as uncharacterized. The record is from RefSeq and is a predicted model, not a curated record. Lineage: Eukaryota; Fungi; Ascomycota; Dothideomycetes; Mycosphaerellales; Mycosphaerellaceae. The coding region runs from base 138 to 452 and encodes 104 amino acids. The transcript has a single exon.
UCUCAGGUAGGUAUGGGCUUUUCAUUGCACCCGACUUUCUGUCCAUCGCUGAUGGGCUUCACAAUCAACACCCCGAGCUAAACGGGUCUUGACCACUUACCUUGGAGCUCCACCAUCUCUCUCGCUUGCCUCUCGUUAUGCGAUUGCAAGAUGGUGGAAAGACCGUAGCCUGCUCCAACUCAAACCUGCCCGAGGUCGGUAUAUGCAAAUUCCGAAAGCUUGGGUCAUCACUACUCCGUGGAGUACACAGCUCCGCCGACGUCCAAACCCCAGCGCGACUCUCCGUCAGAUGUACGACAGCAUCCUGCUUGAAGUGCCUGCCCGCAGACCGAGUCAAGAUUCAACGUCAACGCCGCCGAAGACGGCCAUUUAUCCAAAGGGCCAGAACAAAAAUUUCGAGGUCACGAGCCUCGUGGUGUAGAUUAGAACUCCAUGUUGAUGGAGUGCUGUGAUUUCCGGCGAGCAAUCGGGCGUCUUCACCGAAGCGUUCAGUGCGAGCGGAGAGUUAAUAAUCGCAGACAUCGAGUAUCGCAAAGGAGAUGUUGCCGACAAGGUA